UCUUCGUGCAGUACCUACUUUCUGCAUGCGUUCGAAAUGGUUAUUUCCUUGCGACGUGAUUCAUCAAUAAAAGUGUAAUGUAAGUUAACAUAUACCUAUAUAAAAAUCCCGAGUCGAGGUGUUUGUAGACUCUUCCGAAACGACCUGACUGAUUUUUUACGAAAUUAUAUGUGUAUGUAUAUCCAUAGUAGAUCUGGGAAUCCGACAACAUCUAUUUUUCAUACACUUAAGUCAUAAGAGAAAGGCAGAACAACGUUUGCCGGUACAGCAAGUAUUAUUAUAUUAAUAUGUGAGAAAGUAAUAAAUAAUUAGGUACCUACAUAAAAAUUGGAUCUAAUGAACUCGUUUCACUAAACCAAAAGAAAUGUCUAGAAAAGGAUGUACCUAUAGGUAAUUAAAUCUUUUUAUUUGAACGCUAACAUAAGUAAAACGAUAAUAUACUGAUUAAAAAUUUCAACUUCUUAUCAUUCGCUUACCUACAGUGCAUUCACGUCAACGUUUGUCACGAAAAUGAGUCUAAAAAACAAAGUGGCUAUUGUCACUGGUUCAAGUUCUGGAAUCGGAGCAGCAAUUGCUGAAAAAUUCAGCAAUGAAGGAGCCCACGUAGUUAUGGUUGGAAGAAACGAAAGUAAACUAAGCGCUGUGGCAGCCCGAUGCAAAGACCCUCUUGUUAUCAAAGCAGAACUGGGAAACGAUGAAGACAUUGUAAGAAUAGUCAAAGAGACAAUAAACAAAUACGGUAAAAUAGAUAUCUUAGUUAACAACGCGGGAUCAUCGUUUCCGGGGAGUGUCCUUACAGGGGACUUGUUAAAAUCAUACGAAGAAGUUAUGAAAGUAAAUUUCCGAGCAGUGGUUCAUUUGACGAAGCUAGUGACACCACAUUUGAUUGAAACUAAAGGGAAUAUUAUUAAUAUAUCUAGUAUCGCUGGACAGAAAGCAUCCCCGGGUAUUAUGAUGUACGGUAUUUCGAAAGCUGCUCUAAAUCACUUUGCCCAAGACGUUGCGAUAGAAUUAUCUCCGUAUAAGGUGAGAGUCAAUACCAUAAGCCCUGGGCCGGUAAGAACCGAUAUUUUGGAAAACACUAAUAGCCCUUUCACAUGGGAAGCUUUGCAGAAACAGACUCUUUUGGAUCGUGUAUCUGAACCAGAAGAAAUUGCCGAUCUUACCUUGUUUUUAGCGAGCGAUAAGGCGAAAGGAAUUACUGGUGCUAACUUUGUGUCUGAUAAUGGUAUGAUGUUCAAAGUAUAAUCAAUGUUCGUACUUAUAAUGAUUACGAUAGUAGGAGUAUAAAGUGCAUAUUUUUAUCGGAUUUUUACCCGUGUUUGUUAAUGUUUUAUCGCUAAGGAUGUGAGAUAUUAAAAUUGUUAUGUUACCGAACAAUAAUAAAUUAUUUCAAAUUGUAUGU
Messenger RNA from Colias croceus (clouded yellow), 1405 nucleotides. RefSeq lists its product as uncharacterized. The transcript has a single exon. Gene Ontology annotation, molecular function: oxidoreductase activity. The coding region runs from base 511 to 1248 and encodes 245 amino acids. The record is from RefSeq and is a predicted model, not a curated record. Lineage: Eukaryota; Metazoa; Arthropoda; Insecta; Lepidoptera; Pieridae.